Messenger RNA from Aspergillus uvarum CBS 121591, 4180 nucleotides. It is a transcript of the gene sec31, whose product is annotated as putative protein transport protein (SEC31). Gene Ontology annotation, cellular component: COPII vesicle coat; endoplasmic reticulum exit site. Lineage: Eukaryota; Fungi; Ascomycota; Eurotiomycetes; Eurotiales; Aspergillaceae. Gene Ontology annotation, molecular function: structural molecule activity; protein binding. The record is from RefSeq and is a predicted model, not a curated record. The coding region runs from base 73 to 3927 and encodes 1284 amino acids. The transcript is spliced from 7 exons. Gene Ontology annotation, biological process: COPII-coated vesicle cargo loading; intracellular protein transport; endoplasmic reticulum organization.
CCGCAAUAGCCAGCUCCGUCGCCUUCUAAUCUAUACCUCCAUCUUUCCCUGCCGCUCUUUUCCACCUUCACCAUGGUUCGUCUGAGGGAAAUCCCCCGGACGGCCACCUUUGCCUGGUCUCCUGGAGCUGCUUCACCAUUGAUUGCUACGGGUACUCGCGCCGGCGCCGUGGAUGUCGACUUCUCCAAUCAAACGUGUCUGGAGCUCUGGGAUCUCAACCUGAGCCGCCACGAGGCCGGCGGCGAGCUGCAGCCGGUAGCGAAGAUUGACACUGAUUCAGGCUUCAACGACUUGGCAUGGACGGAUUCCGAGGACAGCUCUCGGGGCGUGAUCGCGGGUGCCUUGGAGAAUGGAUCUUUGGAUCUGUGGGAUGCCGAUAAGUUGCUCGGUGGUUCCAGUGAUGCCGUCAUCUCGAGGACCAACAAACACUCAGGGGCUAUUAAGGCUCUCCAGUUCAACCCCAAACACUCCAACUUGCUGGCCACCGGUGGUGCCAAGGGCGAGCUGUACAUUUCCGAUCUGAACGACAUUGCGAACCCCUCUAGACUCGGAGGCACAGCCGCCCGCGCAGAUGACAUCGAAUGCUUGGAUUGGAACAAGAAGGUUGCACACAUCCUGGUCACGGGUAGCAGUGCCGGCUUCGUGACCGUGUGGGAUGUCAAGACCAAGAAGGAGAGCUUGACGCUCAACAACAUGGGCCGGAAAGCUGUCAGUGCUGUGGCCUGGGACCCGGAGAAGCCUACGAAACUUGUCACGGCCACACCGCUCGAGUCGGACCCCCUGAUCUGUGUGUGGGAUCUGCGUAACUCUCACGCCCCGGAGAGAACCCUCCGUGGCCACGAAUCCGGCGUCUUGUCACUAUCCUGGUGCGCCCAGGAUCCCGAUCUGCUCCUCUCCUCCGGCAAAGAUAACCGCACCCUCUGCUGGAACCCCCAGACCGGUCACGCCUACGGCGAGUUCCCCGUUGUCACAAACUGGACUUUCCAGACGCGCUGGAACCCUCACAACCCCAACUUCUUCGCCACCGCUUCGUUCGACGGCAAGAUUGCCAUCCAGACCAUCCAGAAUACCAGCACCGAAACUGCCCAGGCCAUUGCCGACCAGAACCAGGCCCUCGAUGGCGAGGACUUCUUCGCCAAGGCCCAAACUCAGCCCCAGGUCUCCAGCUUCUCGCUGCCCAAGGCCCCCAAGUGGCUGGAACGGCCGUGUGGCGCAACCUUUGGAUUCGGAGGCAGAGUUGUCUCUGUCAACCUAGUUGAGAAGGGUCAGCGUGCGUCGAAAAUUAAGAUUACCCCGUUCGAAGUUGAUGAGGCGGUUGGAAAGUCGACCGAGACCUUUGAGAGCGCGCUCAAGGAGGGUGAUUUGCGCAACAUCUGCGAAACUCGGGCUGCCAACGCCACCAGUGAAGAGGAGAAGGCCGACUGGAAGGUCAUUGAGGCCUUGAUCUCGGCCGAUCCUCGCAAGGGUCUGGUCGAGUAUCUCGGAUUCGCGGACCAGGCUGACGAGGCUGCUGAUAGCUUAGCCAAGCUGGGUCUGAACAAGGAGGACGACGAGGAAGUCAACGGCGAGGAGCCCAAGGAAUCCCGCGGGUCGGGGGCCAAGAAGCACCGUCGUCUGCAAUCCGUCUUCGACACAAGCGCGGACGCAGAUAACUUCCUGUCUGACCUGGCUGCUUCCAAGGGUGCCAAGACCAAUAACCCCUUCCACAUCUUCAACGGAGAGGAGACCGAAGCGGACACUGGCAUCACCAGAGCGUUGCUCCUCGGUGACUUCGAGAAGGCCCUUGAUGUCGCACUCAAGGAGGAUCGUCUCUCGGAUGCGUUCAUGAUUGCCAUCUGCGGAGGCCAGAAAUGCAUUGAGAAGGCCCAGGAGCACUACUUCUCCAAGCAAACCAACAGCCCGAACUAUGUGCGUUUGCUCGCAUCUAUUGUGGGCAAGAACCUCUGGGAUGUUGUCUACAACGCCGAUUUGUCCAACUGGAAGGAGGUUAUGGCAGCUCUUUGCACUUUUGCCGACGAGAAGGAGUUCGCGGAUCUCUGUGAUGCUCUGGGUGACCGCUUGGAGGAGGAGCUCCGUAACUCGGAUGACAAGGCCCUUCGCAAGGAUGCCUCGUUCUGUUUCCUGGCCGGUUCCAAGUUGGAGAAGGUUGUUGCUAUCUGGAUUGAGGAGUUGCGGGAGCGUGAGCAGAAGGCCAUCGAAGCCUCUGCUGACGAUUCUGCUUUCUCGAUCCACGUCCGUGCUCUGCAGAGCCUGAUUGAGAAGGUGACGAUUUUCCGCCAGGUCACCAAGUUCGAGGACACCGAGCGUACCAAGGAGUCGGAUUGGAAGCUCAGCACGCUGUACGACAAGUACAUCGAGUAUGCCGACGUUGUUGCUACCCAUGGACGGCUGCAGGUCGCACAGAAGUACCUCGAUCUUGUGCCUGAGAAGCACCCUGAGGCCGAGAUCGCCAGAAAUCGCAUCCGCCUGGCAACGAGACAAGCCGCUCCUCAACGGACGCAGACUGCAACCAGCGCAGCUGCCAGGCCCAAUCUCAACAAGCCUCUUCCUCAGCCUGCUUUGGGUGGAUACCAGCCCACAAGAACCUUCUCGCCUGUGGCGCCUGCUGCAGUUCCCAGCCCUUAUGCUCCUGCUGCUCCCGCUGCUGCUCCCUCGAAUCCGUACGCCCCCCCGACUGCUGCGGCCGCCAACCCAUAUGCUCCCCCGACCGCUGGUACAGUCAACCCUUAUGCUCCUCCGACUGCCGCGGCACCGGCCCAGCCGACGAAUCCGUACGCUCCCUCCACCGCCGGCAGCGGCUACACUCCCGCCGGAUAUCAACCGCCACAGGCCCCUACCUAUGGUGCUCAGCCUCUAGGUGGCACUGUGCCCCCGCCUCCACGCGCGACCAACCAGUCUCCGGCCAACACCAUUACCACGUACACCACGGCCACCAACCUGCCCGCGUGGAAUGACUUACCCGAGGGAUUCGCUAAAGCACCUACGCCCCGUCGGUCGACUCCUGCCACUGCUUCCGCGCCUAUCAGCGCUCCGUUCCCGAACCAGUCUCCUACCCUCGCGCAAGGCCCUCCUCCCCCAGUUGGAGCACCUGUCGGCCGGACCCCCUCGGUCCCCCCUCCGCCCAAGGGCGGCGCCCCUCCUCCUAGAGUGAUGUCGCCGCCCUCGGCCGUUCCUACGCUUUCCUCGAUGCCUCCUCCUGCGGCCAACCCCUAUGCCUCCCUGCCUCAGUCUCCCCCCUCGGCCAUGGGCGUGCCCGCUUCAAUCCCUCGGGGACCUUCGCCUUACAACGCACCUCCUACGAUGCCGCCCCCCACAAAUCGGUACGCACCGAGCCCGGCUGCUCAAGCCGCCAGCCCCCAGCUCCAGACGCGGGCGCCCGUUCCUCCCCCUCCGCAGGCCGCUGCCUCCCCGUAUGCCCCUCAGCCCGCCAUGCAAUCAUUAGCGAACCAGUACGCUCCUAGCACGCCUUCGCCCAUUGCCCCACCAGUGCAACAGCAUGCGCCUCCCCCACCCCAGGCCGCGGGAUCCCGACCCAGCACGGCCUCUUCGCAGAAGAAGCCUGCCCCGGCGGCGCCCAAGUACCCCCCUGGUGACCGCUCCCACAUCCCCGCCGAUGCCAUGCCCGUGUACGAGAUCUUGUCGGCGGACAUGCAGCGAGUGAAGUCGCGGGCCCCGUCUUCGUUCAAGGCGCAGGUCGACGAUGCGGAACGGCGACUGAAUCUUCUGUUCGACCAUCUCAACAACGAGGAUCUGCUGAAGCCUAACACGAUUGCGGACAUGGCGCAGCUUGCUCACGCCAUCCAGGCGCGUGACUAUGAGACGGCGCGCGCGAUUCACGUGAACAUCAUGACCAACCGGACGGACGAGUGCGGUAACUGGAUGGUUGGAGUGAAGCGUUUGAUCAGCAUGAGCAAAGCCACGCCGUGACGGUUGAGUAUGUGACGAUCAUGAGUUGUAUGUACAAGGCAAGAGUUUCCUAUAAUUGUUUGACUGUACUGGACUUUUGAGCCCUGGACCCGGCCGACGUGGGGUUUGGCUGGCAAGGGGGUCGCCCUUUUUUCUUUAUUAUCCCGCUGUUAAUUGUUGAUAUUAUGUUUUAUCUGGCCUUGGUAGAAGUAAAAGAGGGUAGACAUGUUGUUUUUAUUUUCUUGACGUAGAUCGGAGGCAAGCACUUGCUGGC